Cyphomyrmex costatus is the source of this 798-nucleotide messenger RNA. RefSeq lists its product as uncharacterized. The transcript has a single exon. The record is from RefSeq and is a predicted model, not a curated record. Bases 1 to 798 code for a protein of 265 amino acids. NCBI's taxonomy places the organism in Eukaryota, Metazoa, Arthropoda, Insecta, Hymenoptera, Formicidae.
AUGGCCAGUGGCUCAAGCGGUUCUCGUUCAGGCGAUCAGGCUAGCGGUAUGUCGGCGCGUAUAUACGAUGAAGUGCACGCGCUUUCGCGAUUCGAAAUAAAACCCAUACCUUUUUGGAAAACGAAGCCGGAUCUAUGGUUUGUGAAGAUAGAAGCCCUGUUCCGUAUAGCGGAUAUAACGGUAGACGUAAUCAAAUACAAUUAUGUGAUACAGUGCCUUGACGACACUUCUCUGACAGUGGUUAGUGACUUUGUGCUUAAACCUCCCGCGGCAGAUAUAAAGUACCUCAUUCUCAAAUAUAGGUUAAUCGAAAAGUUCGCGAAAGAAAAUAGUGCCGAAAGAAAACUGCGUGAAUUGUUAGAUGAGGUUGAUCUAAGCGAUCGCCGUCCGUCACAGGUGCUUCGCAGAAUGAGGGACCUUGCGCAAAACAGCGUGUCUGAAGAAGUACUUAGGUCCUUAUGGUUGCAGCGCCUGCUACAACAAAUACAGGCUACUUUAACAGCUACAAAAUAUGAUCUUGAGGAACUGGCAGACCGAAUAAUGGAUGUAUUACCCAUUGGUAAUAACACUGUCGCAACUUUAACACCAACUCAAGCUACCUCAAUGGAUUCGCAAAUGUCUACGCUGCUGGAUAGGGUAGAAAAACUGGAAACACAUUUAUCACGCAGCGAGUCACAUGUUUCAUCGGACCGUCAUUGCAGAAGCCGUUCAAGAUCCAAAUCGGAGAACCAUCUCUGCUGGUAUCACAUACAUUUUGGCAUAAAUGCUAUCAAUUGUACGCAACCCUGCGGCUGGUAG